UCCGUCUCGUACCUGCCUCAAAACGGGCAAUUUUCAUCACUUAUUUUGGUCUUCCUCCGCUGACCGCUUUGUGUGAAACCGAUAUAUAUAUAUAUAUAUAUGUAUAUAUAAAUAUAUAAAAAGGAGCCUGGUUUCGUAACGCAACGUGCUGCACCGGUAGCAGCGCGGAGGAAAAGGUCUUUUCCCACCGAGGAUGCGGAUUUAAAGGAGAGGCUUUAUUGUCUGUUACCUGGAUUUUUAAAACGUAGAUUUCCAAUUAGCUUCGUCGCACGCGUCGGUAGCGAAGGAAGAUAUUUUGCUGAAAUAUCGCGCACAGUGACGCGUUAGUCAUAAUAUCGACAGCAUCUAACGGAAGACAAAAUAAUAGGGUUGAAUGUGUUUUCCUCCAGCCUGGACAACAUGAGCACCAUCUCACCGACGGACUUCGACAGCUUGGAGAUCCAGCAGCAGUAUAAUGACAUCAACAACCGCUGGGACCUGGCAGCAGAGACUGACUGGGAUAAUGAGAACGGUUCAGCACGCCUCUUCGAGCGCUCACGCAUCAAGGCCCUCGCAGAUGAGCGUGAAGCGGUCCAGAAGAAGACCUUUACCAAAUGGGUAAACUCUCACUUAGGCCGAGUGACGAGUCGCAUUGGUGACCUGUACACCGACCUGCGUGAUGGCCGCAUGCUAAUCCGCCUUCUGGAAGUGCUCUCGGGAGAACAGCUGCCAAAGCCCACUAAGGGCCGCAUGCGUAUCCACUGCCUGGAGAAUGUUGAUAAAGCCCUGCAGUUUCUAAAGGAGCAAAAAGUCCAUCUAGAGAACAUGGGUUCACAUGACAUAGUAGAUGGGAAUCACCGUCUCACCCUGGGUCUCAUCUGGACCAUCAUCCUUCGCUUCCAGAUCCAGGACAUUAGUGUGGAGAUGGGGGACAACAAGCAAAAGAAGUCCGCCAAAGAGGCCCUGCUGCUUUGGUGCCAAAUGAAAACUGCUGGAUACCCCAAUGUCAACAUCCACAACUUCACCACCAGCUGGAGAGAUGGCCUGGCGUUCAGUGCCAUCGUUCACAAACACAGACCCGACGUGAUUGAGUUUGACAACUUGAAGAGGUCCAACGCUCACCAUAAUCUCCAGAAUGCUUUUAAUGUGGCUGAGAAGGAUCUUGGGCUCACCAAGCUGCUGGACCCAGAAGAUGUUAAUGUUGAUCAACCUGAUGAAAAGUCGAUCAUUACCUAUGUGGCGACCUAUUACCAUUACUUCUCGAAGAUGAAAGCCUUGGCAGUGGAGGGCAAACGAAUUGGCAAGGUACUGGACUAUGCUCUCGAGGCUGACCAACUGAUAGAGAAGUAUGAGACCCUUGCCUCGGAGCUGCUGCGGUGGAUUGAGCAGACCAUCGGGACGCUUAAUGAUCGGCAGCUGGCUAACUCACUGAAUGCUGUGCAAAACCAGCUGCAGGCGUUUAACUCCUACCGGACUGUAGAGAAACCCCCCAAAUUUACAGAGAAGGGAAACUUGGAAGUUCUCCUCUUCACUAUCCAGAGCAAGAUGAGAGCAAACAAUCAGAAAGUCUUCAUGCCAAGAGAGGGAAAACUCAUCUCUGACAUCAAUAAGGCAUGGGAGCGACUGGAGAAGGCCGAGCAUGAACGAGAGCUGGCACUGAGGAAUGAGUUGAUUCGUCAGGAGAAGCUGGAGAUGCUCGCUGCACGUUUUGACCGCAAAGCAGCGAUGCGGGAAACGUGGCUGAGUGAGAACCAGAGGCUGGUGUCUCAGGACAACUUUGGAACUGACUUGGGAGCUGUGGAAGCGGCCACUCGCAAACAUGAAGCGAUUGAGACGGACAUUGGGGCAUAUUUGGAGCGUGUGGCUGCCGUGGAGGCCGUUGCCAAAGAGCUGGAAGCUGAGAGGUACCACGAUGUGCGCCGUGUAAUUGCACGGAGGGACAAUGUGCUGCGUCUCUGGGAAUACCUGAAAGAGCUGCUGGCGGCACGCAGAGAGCGGCUGAACGCCCAUCGUGACCUUCAAAGACUGUUUGAGGAGAUGCGCUACAUCAUGGACUGGAUGGCAGACAUGACGGGUCGUCUGCAGUCUCCGGACAGUGGCAAACAUUUGCACGAUGUGUUAGACCUGCUGCAGAAACACACUCUGGUAGAGGCUGACAUUUCAGCUCAGGCGGAGAGGAUCAAGGCAGUUCAGGGAGCGGCACAGCGCUUCACUUCCCAUGAACAGGCCUACAAACCGUGUGAGCCGGGACUAGUCGGUGAGAAGGUUGACCUCCUCGGUCAAGCCUAUGAGGAGCUGGGUCAGCUUGCUGGGAAACGCAGAGUGCGCCUUGAGGAUUCACUCCGCCUGUGGCAGUUUCUGUGGGAUGUGGGAGAAGAAGCCGCCUGGAUCAGAGAGCAGGAGCAGAUCCUGGCCAGUGGAGACUGUGGCCGUGACCUCACUUCUGCCCUUCACCUGCUCAGCAAACACGAGGCCUUCAGUGAUGAGAUGGCGGCACGUUAUGGCCCCCUGAGCAACAGCAUUGCUGCCGGAGAAGCUUUGGUUGAGGAGGGACACUUUGGAGCCCCAGAGGUCACCGAAAGGAUUGAAGACAUCCGUGCACAGUGGGCACAUCUGGAGGAGACAACUAAGCUCAGAGAGCUGAGCCUCAAAGAAGCUGCGGCCCUGCACCAGUUUCAAACGGAUGCCAAUGACAUGGAGGCAUGGAUCAUGGAGACACUUAGACAGGUGUCAAGUCAGGAAGUGGGCCAUGAUGAGUUCUCCACCCAAACUCUUGCUCGCAAGCAGAGGGAGGUAGAGGAGGAGAUCCAGAGUCACCGCCCCGGCAUCGACUCCCUGCAUGAGCAAGUCGAGGCACUGCCACAGGCCUAUAUACAUUACCCUCAGGUGGAUGGCCGCCUACCUGCUAUUGAGCAGAGUUAUGAAGAACUGGAGUCUCUGUCGGCCACUCGGCGCCGGGCUCUGGAAGGAGCCCUGGCCCUCUACCGCAUGUUCAGUGAAGCUGGUGCCUGCCAGCUCUGGGUGGAGGAAAAGGAGCAGUGGUUAGAUGGCAUGGAGAUCCCUACCAAACUGGAGGACUUGGAGGUGGUGCAACAGAGAUUUGAGACCCUGGAACCUGAGAUGAACAACCUGGGCACUCGUGUCACUGAUGUGAACCAGGUGGCCGAGCAGCUGCUGAGCUCCGACAACUGUAACAAAGACCAAAUCCAUCAGACACGAGACCAACUGCACAACAGGUGGAAGGAGUUCGAACAAAUGGCUGGCCAAAAAAAAAUAGCCCUUCAGUCGGCCCUUAACAUUCAGAACUACCACUUGGAGUGUAAUGAGAUCCAAACUUGGAUGAAGGAAAAAACCAAAGUGAUUGAAUCCACCCAGAGCCUGGGCAAUGACCUGGCUGGUGUGAUGGCACUGCAACGCAAACUCACUGGCAUGGAGAGGGACCUAGAGGCCAUUCAGGGCAAACUGGAUGACCUGAGAAACGAGGCUGAACAACUGGCCAUCGAACAUCCAGAUCAGGCAGGAGAGAUUCAAGGACACCUGGCAGGGAUUCAAGAUGUGUGGAAGGAGUUGAACGCCACCAUGAAGCGGCGCGAGGAGUCACUGGGCGAAGCCAGCAAGCUGCAGGGUUUCCUCCGGGAUCUGGAUGACUUUCAGUCCUGGCUGUCCCGCACCCAGACAGCCGUGGCCUCAGAGGACAUUCCAACCUCUCUGCCUGAGGCUGAGACUUUGCUAACCCAGCAUGAGAGUAUUAAGAAUGAGGUGGAUAACUAUAAGGAGGACUACGAGAAGAUGCGAGCGCUCGGUGAGGAGGUGACCCAAGGCCAGACAGAUGCCCAGUACAUGUUCUUGGCCCAGAGACUCCAGGCACUGGACACUGGCUGGCAUGAGUUGCGUCGCAUGUGGGAGAACCGCCACAGCCUCUUGGCCCAGGCCUUUGACUUCCAGAAUUUCUUGAGGGACGCAAAGCAGGCAGAGGCUUUCCUCAACAGACAGGAGUAUGUGCUGUCCCACACCGAAAUGCCCACCAGUCUUCAAGGAGCAGGGGAGGCCAUUAAGAAGCACGAGGAUUUCCUCACGACAACGGAGGCCAGUGAGGAGAAGAUAACUGGCGUGGUGGAGGCCGGACAGCGCCUCAUUAAUGACAGCAACGCAAACUCUGAUAAGAUCCAGGAAAAAGUCGACUCCAUCCAGGAAAGGCAUGUUAAGAAUAAAGAGGCUGCAAAUGCAUUGCUGGCUAAGCUUAAAGACAACCGGGAACUGCAGCGCUUCCUCCAAGAUGGACAGGAGCUCACGUUGUGGAUAAAUGAGAAGAUGCUGACGGCACAGGACAUGUCUUAUGAUGAGGCCAGAAAUCUCCACAGCAAGUGGCAGAAGCAUCAGGCCUUCAUGGCCGAGCUGGCCUCCAACAAAGACUGGCUGGACAAAAUUGAUACGGAGGGUCAGGCACUGGUGGCCGAGAAGCCGGAGCUAAAACCUGUGGUUCAGCAGACCCUGGAGGACCUCCAGCGUGAGUGGGAGGAGCUGGAGGGCACCACCCGCACCAAGGCCCAGUGCUUGUUCGAUGCUAACCGGGCAGAGCUCUUUACACAGAGCUGCUCUGCUCUGGAUGGCUGGCUGAAAAACCUUGAGGGUCAGCUGCAUAGCGACGACUAUGGCAAAGAUUUGACCAGUGUCAACAUCCUGCUCCAGAAGCACCAGAUGCUGGAGCACCAGAUGGAGGUCAGAGAGAAGGAGGUGGAGUCCCUUCAGUCUCAGGCUGUGGCCCUGUCCCAGGAAGACGCUGGAAUUGUCGAGGUAGAUGGUCAACAAAGGCGUGUCACUGACAACUUCUCCAGCCUUCAGGACCCUCUCAAACUAAGGAGACAUCGACUCCUGGCCUCCAAAGAAGCACAUCAAUUCAACAGAGAUCUGGAGGACGAAAUUCUUUGGGUGAAAGAGAGGAUGCCCCUGGCGGCCUCCAAAGACCAUGGAAAAGACCUGCCCACCGUACAGCUGCUAAGCAAGAAGAACCAGACAUUGCAGAAGGAGAUCCAGGGCCACCAGCCUCGCAUCGAUGACAUCCAUAGACGAGGCCAGACUCAGAGCCAGGUAGAUGGCGAGAGACAGUCUGUCCUGGAGGAGCGACUCGUUGAGCUGCGGGACCUGUGGGACCAGCUGAUGGCCGAGACAGACAAUCGCCAUGCCCGUCUUAUAGAGGCAAAUCGCGCUCAGCAGUUCUAUGCUGAUGCAGCGGAGGCGGAGGCCUGGAUGGGAGAACAAGAGCUACACAUGAUGUCAGAGGAAAAAGCCAAGGAUGAGCAAAGUGCACUAGUGAUGGUCAAGAAGCACCAGACCCUGGAACAGGCACUUGAAGACUACGCCCAAACCAUUCACCAACUUGCCAACAGCAGCCGCACCAUGGUCAACGGUGAACACCCGGAGAGCGAGAGAAUCACCCUACGGCAAGCCCAAGUGGACAAACUGUAUGCCGGGUUGAAAGACCUCGCUGAGGAGCGUCGUGGUCGACUUCAGGAGAGACUGCGACUGACCCAGCUAAAGCGGGAGGUGGAUGAACUGGAACAGUGGAUUGCUGAGAGGGAGGUGGUAGCCGGCUCCCAUGAACUAGGACAGGACUAUGAACAUGUCACAAUGCUUCGGGACAAGUUCCGUGAGUUUGCUCGUGACACCAGCACCAUUGGCCAAGAGCAUGUAGAUGGUGUGAAUGGCCUUGCAGAUGACCUGAUUGAGUCGGGUCAUCCUGAAAACGCUAGUGUGGCUGAAUGGAAAGACGGGUUGAACGAGGCUUGGGCUGAUCUGCUGGAGCUGAUCGACACACGCACACAAAUGUUAGCAGCCUCCUAUGAGUUGCACCGCUUCCAUCAAGAUGCCACGGAGGUGCUCGGGCGUGUUAAGGAGAAGAGGGAAGGGCUGCCUUCUGACCUUGGCCGUGAUCUGAACACCGUUCAGCAUCUACACAGACAGCACAACACUUUCGAAAAUGACAUCCAGGCCCUCAGUGGACAGGUGAAUCAAGUGCAAGAUGAUGCAGCACGGCUGCAGAAGGCUUACGCUGGGGAGAAGGCGGACGACAUUAACAGGAGUGAAAAUACUGUGACUUCUGCCUGGGAGGGCCUGCUUGAGGCUGGUCAGGCCCGCAGGCUCCUCCUGCUGGACACUGUGGAGAAGUUCCGCUUCUUCAACAUGGUGCGAGACCUGAUGCUCUGGAUGGACGGUGUCAAUCUGCAGAUAGAUGCACACGACAGCCCCAGGGAUGUGUCUUCUGCAGGGCUGGUCAUUGCCAAUCAUCUGGACAUCAAGUCUGAGAUUGAGACCAGGGCAGACAGCUUUACUGCCUGUAAUGAGAUGGGGAAUUCUCUCAUCAACAAUAAUCACUAUGCAGCUGAUGAGAUCCGGGAGAAACUGGCUCAACUCCAGGAAAAGAGAGAAAAGAUCAACAACAAGUGGCAAGACAAGAUGGACCAUUUACAAAUUGUACUGGAGGUGUUGCAGUUUGGACGUGAUGCCCAUGUGGCAGAGUCUUGGUUGGCAGGGCAAGAACCUCUGGUGCGCGCUGCAGAGCUGGGCUCAAAUGUGGAUGAGGUAGAGAGCCUAAUUAAGCGCCAUGAGGCCUUUGAGAAACUUGCUGUGGCCUGGGAGGACCGCUUUGUGCUGCUGGAGAAACUGACUACUCUUGAGGAGCAUGAGAUCCAGAAGAGGCGAGAGGAAGAAGAGAGAGCAAGGCGACCCCCUACACCACCCCCAGUAGAAGUGGCACAAUCUGAAACAGAAAGUCAUGUCCAUGACUCUGCAGCCAGAACCAGUCUGGACCAGACUACCCUCAAUCAGUCUGUGUCGGUGAAUGGAGUUCACAGCGACAAUGACACAUCGCAGCGCUCAUUAUCGCUAUCGUUGUCAGUGGGAAAGAAAUCAGAGCCUAAGGGUGUGUGUAAGCCGAAGGAGCCGGAGCGUAGCUCUGAGACCGAGUCUGUGAACGGACCAGGCCGGGACAGCGGGCUGGCAUCCUCUCGCCUGGAGCCUUCUGCCACGUUACCGGGCCGGGCUGGAGCAGAGCCAGAUGCCAUGGAGGGGAUGCUCAAUCGAAAACAGGAGAUGGAGACCCACAGCAAAAAGGCGCCUAGCAGGUCCUGGCAGAACGUGUACUGUGUCCUCAGAAAAGGAAGUCUUGGUUUCUAUAAAGAUGGCAAGAGCGCUAGCAGUGGCAUCCCGUACCACGGAGAGGUGCCCAUCAGCCUGGGAGAGGCUGUGUGUGAGGUAGCAAACGACUAUAAGAAGAGGAAAUUUGUAUUCAAGCUCAGGCUCGGGGAUGGAAAGGAGUACCUGUUUCAGGCAAAGGAUGAGGCUGAGAUGAGCUCCUGGAUCCGUUCCAUCAUCGGCGCCAUUCCAGCAGGAUCAGCAGACUCGCCUGUCGGCCCACGGGCCCUCAGCCGUGCCAUGACGAUGCCGCCCAUCUCCCCCAACGCAGGCGAAGCCGGAGGCGUUACCAUGCGCAACAAAGACGGGAAAGAGAAGGACCGCGAGAGGAGGUUCAGCUUCUUUGGCAAGAAAAAAUAAAACACUUGUGUCUAAAUUUCAACAAACUGAAGCAGUCAGAAAGCAAAGUACAGACAGGUAACGCAAACACACUGCUCUCAGUGCAGAACCCCGAGGAAUCUGUCAACAGCUACUGUAUGUGGCUUCCCGAGAACUUUGUCUUUUCUUUCUCUCUUAUUCUCUGCCGCCGCCAUUUUUAUCUGUCGUUUACCUUUUCGUUCACCGAUUCAUAUUUCACAUUUAGCUGCACUCAACAAUGAAAGCCCUCAAGUCAGUAACAGCUGUGGGUGUCAUUAGUAAGGACUCAGGACCAGUUCCUUGAGAAUGAAUAUUUUCUCUUCAGUGAGUCUCCAAUGAGUCGUGGUGGCCAAUGUUCUGCAAGGAAUACAAAGGCCUCAGUAAGUAAGUAAGAGUCUUGACUCGUGGAGCCGUUUUCAUGCCGUGUCACGAAUAAAACAAUGGAUGGUGGCGUUCCACUGUGGUGCACUGGGUUUUGUUUGCCUGCUUUGAAUCCCACUCUGUUUGGGAGCAUCACAUCAGUCUCUUUCCUGUUAUUGGUGUUGAUGUCAUUAACCUGAAUGAUUAUGUUUGCUAUUAUCAUUAUUACAAUUAUAAUUAUUUUUAUUACUAUUAUUAUUUAUCUUUUGCUAUUGCUGGUUUGAGAAAACAAGCUAAUUCAUUCAAUCUUCCUUACUGUUGUGGAGAGAAACACAUUUGGUUAAAUUAGUGGAGAAUGUCGGGCUUGCCCUCUGUAUGUAAUAUUGUGUUUAGUUUUUUAGGAAUGACAGUUGAUGAGGUGUUUUGAGAAAAAAAUAAAGCUCCUUGAAUUUUAGAAGUGUGCCGUAAGUGAUCACAAGUUUCAUUGGGAAAAUAAUAGAUAUAUUUAAUAAGUGGUUUUAUUUUUUAUUUUGUCUCUAAUUCUGCCUGUAUUCGGUCAUUUCUUUUGAGUGAUCUUUUCUGCUUGAUUUUUGACUUUAUUUUUUCUGUACAAAGCAGAGAGGAUUAGUUUUCUAGUGUGCGUGUGUGUGUGCGUGUGAGUUGUGGUGCUGUGGACUUUGCACGUUUAUGUUAUGAAUGCUGCUUUUUUUGGUACGCAAAUGCGGACAACCAGACACAAACACAACAUAAUAUUACUGGGAUGAUUUCAUAAAAUUAGAUUUUCUUUGUUUUUUAUUACGUCAGCUGACAUUACCCAUGAAGUUUCACAUGAAGGUUUAAUUAUUUUUGUUUGAGUCUUCUGAUAUCUGUUCUCUCUCUACUGGUGUGAAGGCAUGGGGGCUGUUGGUAGAUACCGAGCUGAAGCACAUUCUCUGUGGCAGCCAGCAGGACGGGUCUCAUUAGGGGAAGUGGCGUUGGCUCGGCAGGGAAGAAUGCGGUUUAUGUGCUACAUGACAGACGUGUGUAUUGAGCCUUACUUGAACCCACUACAGAUACACUGACCCCCUAUUUACCAACCCACCCUCCAUUCCAGCAGUCUUAAAGGAAGCUGUCGUCAUACGAAGACAGGAAUGUUUAAAAUAUAGGUGCCCUGUGGCAAUGAUCUAAUGUAUGCCAGUGUGUUCUGUAUGCAGGUACAACAUGCGUUGCAGUAACCAACUGGCAGAGAGGGAAGAGUCCUAAAGCGUCUCAGACGAGCUUUGUGCUCUUGCAUAAUGUGGCAUGACUUCAUGUAGGUUUAAAUUUGUAUGUGUGUCGUCAUGGCCACCUAUUCUCUUCAUUGUGGACGUACUCUGAAAACAUGACAUCACUUCAUAUUCAGGGUUGGGGAGCAACUCAUUCUGUGUAAUUGGCAUUUGGAGUAAUCUGAAACGAGAUCAUGGCAAUCCAAUAUCGUGAAUGUACAAAUAUGAUAGGCAUUUAUUAUUUUUCCUCAAAUAUGGUACAUGUUUGAAAUGAUAAAGGCUUUUACAGUAUGUUGUGAGACUGUAGGCGGGAGUGGAAUUUUAUAUAAAUUGGUUAAGUGUUAUUAUAGUCGGUCACUUAAAUCCACGUUUUAAUUUACCUUUCUAACUGCCAAAAUGCCACAAAGUUAUAGGAAAACAAUUCGGAAUUCAAGAGAUUUAUGAAUUAUAGGUUGCAAGUAAUUAAUUAUUUUGUGAUAGAUUCCAGCUUGAAAGUAACUCUUUAGAGCUGGUAAUUGCCUGGAUGUGUAUACCACGCCUUGGAGGGCUCAUACGUCCACAGAAAUGUCACACCAAAAUGUAGUGACAACAGAAACGGCUGGGAAUAAACUGGUUUCAGUUUAAACAGGUUGGCCUUAUCUUGCAGUCCCAAAGGAACAUGGAACCAGUAGUCUAUUGCUCAAAGACCCCCGAAGCCAGAUAUGAGAAAUAUCUGAACCCCCACUUUGAGACGACUGAAAAGUGGACCGCACCUGGUCCAAACUCUCGAACUGACUGCCUUACCUCUGUCAGUGGGAUUUUGUGUCUCCGGUGGGCGACCCUGCUCCCAGUUUAAGUAAACUUAAACAAAACUACCAACUGGGAAGUCAAUAAGGUCAUUGCAUAUAUAGGUGAGCAAUGCAGUUCAAGGACAUUGUGCACAAUUUUGAAUGGAGGAGUCAUUCUUCCCCAGUGGCUUGAGCUGUUUAUAGGGAUCACAUUGCGACCUUUUCUCUGCUCUGGACAUCAGACGCAGCAUUCAGUUGAUCUCGAGGUUUAAAGGUCACGCAGUGUAUUUUCUUAUCGGCUCAUUUGAAUGUGAAUGAUUCAAAUUAGUUUGGCCAAAUUGGUCACGAGAAGCAACACUAUUUCGCAUACGUGACAUUCUGUACACAAACUUUCACUUUCACACACACUCGCACAUUAAUCCUGUAUAAUUUAAAGCAGAAUGACCCUGGCAAUCCAGUUUUGUGGAUAUGUCCUCAGCUGGCUGUGAUUUGAUGUUGAAUAUGGCAUCCUUUUUAAAAUGGCGUUGUGCUACUGGUGAGCGUUGACCAGAACAUAUGAGUUGGAGUAUUAUUGCUGUCAAAGAGACAUGUUUUUGGUAAUAAGAGUACUUGUACCAAUGGAGUACUUAAUGAAGAAAAACAACAACUUUUACUUGGUAUUUAACAUGGGUGAAAACAGACCGGUGACAAUUUGAGCUUCCUUUUUUCUUUCUUUUUGAAGGCAGGAAGGAUACUUGCUGUCUAGUGGGAGCUUGUAUUUUUUCAUCCAGUGGUCUGUCUCGCAGCAUUUGAUAAGCCUGUCCUCCGACCUUCAUUUCUCAUUAUUUUUGACAAAUGUCUGUUCCUUCCUCUGUAAUUCAGAGUUGUUAAUACCACUACUAUUAUUAAUUGCUAUUAUAAUCAUUAUUGCUACUGUUGUUACUAUUACUACUACUGUUACUAAUGCAACUUAUUGCAAAAAGUAUAACUGCUGUCCAUUUUCAGGUACGUCUGUAAUACCAGACCCUUCCACACGAUGUCAGUGUGCUGUGGAGCAUUUUCAUUACAAAUCGAAAAUAAUGUUUGUUGACUUGUGUAUCUACAUCUAAUAUUAGGAAUAAUAAAACAUGGUAUUGUU
This is a messenger RNA of Pseudoliparis swirei, 11015 nucleotides long. It is a transcript of the gene sptbn2, whose product is annotated as spectrin beta chain, non-erythrocytic 1. The transcript has 40 exons. Bases 400 to 7530 code for a protein of 2376 amino acids. The record is from RefSeq and is a predicted model, not a curated record. Gene Ontology annotation, cellular component: cortical actin cytoskeleton; cell projection; cell junction. Gene Ontology annotation, molecular function: actin filament binding; structural constituent of cytoskeleton; phospholipid binding. NCBI's taxonomy places the organism in Eukaryota, Metazoa, Chordata, Actinopteri, Perciformes, Liparidae. Gene Ontology annotation, biological process: actin cytoskeleton organization.